Messenger RNA from Drosophila montana, 1428 nucleotides. RefSeq lists its product as uncharacterized. Lineage: Eukaryota; Metazoa; Arthropoda; Insecta; Diptera; Drosophilidae. The transcript is spliced from 4 exons. The record is from RefSeq and is a predicted model, not a curated record. Bases 668 to 1318 code for a protein of 216 amino acids.
CUAUUGCAACAGUUGCGACUAACAGUAAAAGCUACACGGAGCAUAAGCUUUUACGGCACUGUUGCGUCUCUGUUGUGUAUAACGACUUGUAAACGGAUGCUUGUGGACUCGAGUCCAUCGUUGCGAUUUCAAAAUCAUUCGUCAACAGACUCUCGUGCGAUUCGGUUCAGGCUCAGUCUCAGUCUCUCUAUCUCUCUCUGACAGGCAGCAGCUUAAGCAUUGGCUCAGCAUCAGUGACAGUCAAUGAUUUGAACGUCAGGGGACAAGAACAACUGUUACACGCGCGUACGCUUAACGGUUGAAAUUUGAAAAUAAAAAAGUGCUUGUGUGUGUUGAUUGUUGUUCUUUUUUUUUUGCCGUGCCAAAGUAAAAGGUGUUUACAUUUAACUCGGCAAUUGUUAGCUGAGCAAAGUCGAAAUUCGAAAGUAUUGAAUUGAUUUUCUGAAUUAAAUAAAUCGCGCUGAAUUUAUCAGUUUCACGCUGGUGCCAAGAAUUAAUAGGCCUGUUAAAAUUCUACGCGGAAUAAGCUGUGAAGCAUAAUCCGCAAGUAACAACAAAAAGAACAAAUAAAAAGCAGAGCAAGAAAGGUGCCGUAAUAUUUGAUUUGAAUUUCUACUAAAUUUUUAAAGUUAAUUAAUCUAACGAGACGAAGUUCAGCACAGCCAAGAUGCGUCGCUCCUCAUUUACGCCCGUGUUCAAUUUGAGCACUCAAGAGCCGCUGAUUGUUGUCGAGGAGUCGCAUGCCGUUGAGGAUGGCGAUGAGCUGGAGGGCGCUGCUGGGGGUUUUGAUCCGAGUGCCACCAAACGCACCAAUAGCGACGAUUCGGAGCCGGACUCACCAGUUAAUCCGUAUCUGUUGUGCCCCUUUCCUGAUAUGCAGCAGAGACGCAAGCAUUCGUUGCCCUCAUUGCAAAUAACCGAGGGCAUCACCGCCAGCCAGGUGCGACGCCUAUCCGAGGUGGGCGGCGAGACGGGCGGCAUCAGUCCCAAGGAGGUCGAAUUUUUGGCCACACUCUCGCAGAAGUCAAAUCCGACCGCAGGCGGCCGUCGACACUCAGUGGUCACCAUAUCGGCUGUGCCGCCAACGCUCUUCGGACGCAAUCGGCGCGAGUCCAUUUCCGCCGUGUCGUUCAGCGGCAGUCGUCGUGGCAGCAUCAUCGGCGGACCGCCCCUAACUGAUCAUCGCGGCAGCAUACACAAUUUGCAGCUGGACAUCAUGGACGGGAUCGUGCAGCAGCGCAAGACGCGCAGUGGCAGCGGCGUCUGGACAGCACCUGUGCUCCAGGAGGCGGACAGCAAUGUGCCCGUCCAGACAUAAGCGCUAGCAGAGGACAAUGGAAGACAGUUGGAGGAACGCGCGCAAUAUAUAUGAAAAAAAAAAAUUGAAAAGAUUAUUAAUAUUUGUUUUCAUCGAGUCUUUAACCAAUA